Molecule: messenger RNA, 3603 nt
Organism: Chelmon rostratus (copperband butterflyfish)
Lineage: Eukaryota; Metazoa; Chordata; Actinopteri; Chaetodontiformes; Chaetodontidae
Gene: ttc14
Product: tetratricopeptide repeat domain 14
Exons: 12
Coding region: 434-2821 (795 amino acids)
Molecular function (GO): nucleic acid binding; protein binding
Source: RefSeq, a predicted model, not a curated record
CUCGUACUUGUGUGUUACGCAGAUUUGGGUAACGCUAACUAGUUGAGUUUGCAGGCGUACCAAAACUUUGCGCAAAUAAAACGACGGCUGUGUUUUGUGUUGUAGAUUAUGGGGGAACUUCGGACCUGUAAAAUCAUCUGAAGAUUGUGAGGUUUUUCAAAGAUAACUUCAAUGUACCAGGCAUUAGCGCGACGAACCAGCGUUUGUUUUGCUAGCUAGCUAAUCGACUCAGAGCAACGUCGUUACUGAAGUUACGUCCGUUAAACUGCAUUUUUCAGCCUGCUACCUUGAUAAUUCAAUAUUUAAUAUUAAUAUUUAAUUCAAAAUUAGCUAAUAGCAAACGCCAAAUCUGUCUGAGUAUCGCUAACGAGAGCCUACGGUUGCUGUACUUUUGAUUUGUACAAUAAUGUGAUUGUAGUCCUGUAAAAACAUAAUGGACAGAGAACUGUUGAGGCAGUGUCUGGCGCACCACGGAGAGCCACUGUUCAGCAAACUGAAAUGUGAGCAAACAGAAAAUCCUGAUUUCCAAGCUGUGGUGUCUGACCUGUGCAAGGCCACGUACGAAAGCAGGGGUGAAGGGAAGGACAGCCCUCUUGUGGAGCAGUUCAUUGCUAGGAAGGCUGACAUCCUGUUUUCUCCAGCAUGGAAGAUUGCUACUCAUCAAGAAGAGGAGUGUGAGGAGGAGGCGGCUGCAGAGCCAUAUGCUGUCAUGCCACCAUUGGAGCUAUUCAUGGAGGUGUCUUACGAGGAAAGACGAGCCAUGCUAUACAGGGACUUGGAAAGAGGAGACGCUGUGGUGGGGAGGAUCAAUAACAUUAGAGAAUACGGCUUCUUCCUCACUCUGCUUUGCACGGCAGGAGGACUGAAGAGAGACGUAGAAGACCUGGAGUUGUCGGCCCUAUGUCACAUCAGAGAACUUCCCUCCACUGGCAGCCAUGACGAUCCUCUGUCCUACUACCAGAUUGGGGACUUCAUCAAAGCUGCAGUGAAAGAUAUCGACCGCUACCAGGAGAAAAUCACAGUGUCCCUCCACCAGGCCUCUCUUUCCCCCAGCUUGGAGCACAUCAAACUGGGUGUCAUUCCCCGGGAGGAGCUGCCCAUACACUACAGUCGUGCUGUUCGUGCAUCCACUGACUCCAGUGAGACGUAUGAGUGUAUACUGAGGAGUUGCCAUGGUUACCACAACCCCUCUGUAGUGGACUACCUGCUGGAGAAGGUGGGAGUUGGUGACACCCACCCACCGUCAAUGAUGAGAGGACUACAAAGCAAACUUUUCCAAGAGGAGGAUUUUGCUUCUGCAAUCAGGAAGAAACAGUCUGCAUCGUGGGCUUUGAAGUGUGUCCGUGCAGGUGUAGACCACUUCAAACAUGGUCGUCACGUAGAAGCCAUGAAUGAAUACAACAAAGCCUUGGAUAUAGACACGAAUAACGUAGAAGCACUGGUGGCACGAGGAGCUCUGUAUGCUAACAAAGGCAGCAUCAUGAAGGCUAUAAUGGACUUUGAAUUGGCCCUGGAGAGCUGUCCCGAUCACCGCAACGCUAAGAAGUACCUCUGCCAGACAUUGGUGGAGAGAGGAAAGCAGCUCGAAGAACAGGAGAAACUCGUAACAGCGGAGCGACUGUACAGGAAAGCUCUGUCUCUCGAUGAUUUAAACCCUGAGGCGCAGGAUGCCCUGCACAAGAUCACAGACACUAUACAGAAAUCGAUUCGCCUGCGAGAAGAAGCGCUGGCUAAGGAGCAGGUGCAACCUAAGAGCAGCCAGACCAGCGCUGAGAAAUUGCGUAAGAUCUUAAAAGAGGAGAAGAGGAUGAAGAAAAAACGGAAGCGAUCAGCCUCUUCCUCUUCCUCAUCCUCCGCUUCCUCCAGGAGGAACUCCUCCUCCUCUUCAUCAUCGUCCUCCUCUCGCAGGAGGUCUAAGAAGAAGAAAAAGAAGAGGAGGAGGUCUGAGCGGGGAAGUAAACGCCAUCGCAGGAUCUCCUCAAGGGAGAGCAGGAGGAGUGAGGAGAGUAAGAGCGACAGGAAGGAGGAAGAGGAGGACGAGGUGGAGUGGUAUCCCGCUCCUCCCAACACCACCGGCACCUUUCUCAACCAGAAGGGUGGCCCGAGGUUUGGUGACAGGGAUGAGGAGGAGUUAGAGGAGAAGGACGCUGAAGAGAGAAGAGUCAGUCAGCUGUAUUCUUUGUCGGCAGCUUCAGACGACGAAGAGUCUGACUCUGCACGCAGAGAGAGGAAGAGGAGGGACAGAGAGGAGGGCAGGACAAGGAGAGGGAAAAGCAGUCGAAGCCCAGAAAGAGCGGAGCAGAUGAGCAAGAGCAGAGAAAGGAGGGAUAAGAGUAGGGAGAGAGGGAAGGAGGAGGACAGGAAGGACAGGAGAGACAGUGACUCCAGGAGGAGGAGGAGCUUAGACGAGAACAGAAAGCGGAAAGUAUCCUGCUCGUCGGCUGAGUCCGAGUAUUCACGGAAAUCCAAUCUCAAAUCUGAAUAUUUAGGAAACUCUGGUUCUGCGUCCAAACACGUGGAGAGUAGGAUGAGACACGACUCUUCAAAGAACUCCAGGUUUGAGAGCAGAGGGCGGGAGGACAUGGGUGAGGUAGACGAGGCAAAAAUAGAGAGGGACGGUAGAAAGGGGAAAGAGGCAGAAAGCAGCAGGUCAGAGGGAGGGAACAGCAAAACAUCAGAAGGUGAUGGAAACCAUAGCAAACAGAGUGGUUUGACCUCAGUGUCAGGAGGAGGGCCGACAAAAAACCUCCCUUCUAACCUGCUGGAUAUUUUCAAUCAGAUUGCCCAGUUUGAGAAGGAGAAAGGAGUCAGGCCAAAAUAAUAACUCGAAACCAAAAGUCCAGAAUGUGCCCAAUACCUGUGAACCAAGACUUUGAAAGGGACGUGUGUACCACAAAUUCAUUCAUUCUGAACUGUACAUCAAGAGAAUACUGCCGAAGCAAUGGCCAAAUGUGUUGUUGACUGAAUGUCCCCAGCUGUUGUAAGUUGCCUUCAGUGUUAGAGAAAAAGCUUGAGUCAUUUUACUUUGAAAUGUCUUUUUCUUUCUGGUCGAUUCCAUGCCUGUGAGCGGCUGCAGUAGUUGUCGGAUAAUAGCUGGUCAAAAUGUAUAAAUGUUGAUCUGAAUGGGUUGAAACUUCAAAUCAGUACUUUCCCAAAUGAUGUGAUAACAUAAUUGUAACAUAUUAGUGUAUUUCAAGAGAGGGACAUUUUCCACUUACUAUACCUUAUUGAAAAAUAUCUUGUGUAAAUAUGACAGUGUCAGUGAUGACAGAUACUACAUCUUUUGUAUUUUGUGCUAAUUUCUCCAUUUAGAGGUCAUUUUUGUGUACAUUUUGACUAGUUAUGAUGUUAUUCAACACACCUCACGUCACAUCGGUUGCUGCAGGUUUUAAUAUCUGCUGUGUUCAUGUUUGGUUCAGAUUUUCUGUUAAAGAAGCCUUAUGUUUACGGCCUUGUGCCAUUUUAUGCAUUCUGUCUGUGGCCUGUUAAAUCUUUUCCUCAACAACCCGACUGUUAAUACUGCAGUGCUUUUUCAAGCUUUACACGACGCAGAUGUUGUGUUCAAGCACAUUUCUCCAGUAGUAAAAUAAACUCAGUUGACUC